CUCUUCCUCCCCCUUCACCCCCCCUCUUACCCUCAACAGUAAUCUAACAGGCACAACUUGAGAGAGUGCACAUUUGUUGGUUGUACACCGUUGGGAGUGCUACCACUGGACCAGUGUCCGUCGUUAGUUUAAAAAUCAUCAUUUCCCAUUGGUUGUUCGACACUGGAAAAAGUUGUGUGAAUUAACUACUUUUGAAUUUCGUUAAAAAAAAAGAAUUUCUUUUUUCCAAUGGAAAGUAAGUGUUGAGUUGUUUUGCGUAUUGUGAUUUGAAAAAAAAAAAUCGGUGGGUGAUGAUUUGAUGAAACAAUAGAACGGGAAUUUGAAUGAUAAAACUGAAUAAAGGAGUGAUAAAAGCUCAAUGUUCCUCAAUGGGACAGGGCCCGUGCUGACGGCUGGCAGUAGCAGUAACAACGUGUUGGGUCCCCGGUGUUCCCUGUGGGUAAUUGCGCCCGGUAAGGUCGUAAAGAAACGGAAGACAGUUUUAUAGCUGUUUCUUUCCCCACUUGUAACCCACGUGGCGCUCGUAAAGUAACUUUGCGGGUUAUUUGCCCUGCCUCUCUAUUAGUCGACGGGAUCCACCUACCCUCAGCCGUUCUCCUUCAUUAUCGAAUGGUUAAUCGGUGGGUUUAUUUAACGAUAAUCGUCAAUGUGGUAUUAUCGGUGUUGAAUCAAUGAAGAUAAUCGUGAAAUGACUGUAUUAAAAUGGAUGAACAAUUGUUGUGGUUGAUGGAGUGAAAGGUUUGAAUAAGUUUAAUUAAUGAUAAAGUGUUUGAUGUGAAUACUGAACACUACGAGUGUCAUCUGGUUGAGAUUGAUAGUUGUGAUUAAUAAUUAUUGAUGAUGAGCUCCUAUCAGUUUGUGAAUUCAUUGGCGUCUUGCUACGCCGGCCAACAGGCCCAACAGCAACAGCAACAGCCAUCACGGCCGACGCCAAAUUCACCGGGUGAGCCAUUGCAAGCAGCAUCACCCGCCGGUGGUAAUUACUACAAUCCAAAUGUCGCAGCUGCUGGAUAUCCAACUCCUUGUUACUCACCCCAACAGCACUAUCCACCGCAUCCUUAUGCAGCACCAGCAAGUGGAAUGCAGCAUCAACCACCAACCGAGAUGAUUGACUAUACCCAACUUCAGCCUCAGCCGAGGUUAAAUCCCUCGACAACGAGCCAACACAGUAUGCACCAGCAGUCCCAUCAUCCUCAGCAUCACCAACAGAGCCAGAUUCAUUCGGUGGAUCAAACGAGUCCACUCCUCCAGGGAGCUAGCUCAACGUCUGUUCCGUCAACCUCCAGCUGUAAGUACGCGGACUCGACGUCCUCGACUGGAGUGGCAUCGCCGCAAGAUCUUACGACGUCAACCUCACGAAAUAGUCCAACACCACUGGCCGGAACCAGCAAAGCUGGAGCUGGAUUGACAUCACCCCCGGGUAGUUCAUCCAGGUCAUCUGUCGCUGCUUCAGCAUCUUCUCCACCGAGCGGUAGUGCUAGGGGUGUUGGAGAAGGUAGUUCAACGUUGACAACAGCCUCGUCAGCAUCCUCACCAGCUUCAUCAACGUCGAGUACCUCCAGUACUGGAAAUAAUUCGUCGAAUAAGGGCAACAGCAGCAGUGGUAAUCCACCACAAAUUUAUCCGUGGAUGAAGAGAGUUCACAUUGGACAAAGUACUGUGAAUGCAAACGGCGAGACAAAACGUCAGAGGACAUCAUACACAAGGUAUCAAACCCUAGAACUGGAGAAGGAAUUUCACUUCAAUCGUUACCUCACAAGACGAAGGCGCAUUGAAAUAGCGCAUGCACUGUGUUUAACCGAACGUCAAAUAAAAAUAUGGUUUCAAAAUCGUCGAAUGAAGUGGAAGAAGGAGCACAAAAUGGCAAGCAUGAACAUUGUACCAUACCACAUGUCACCGUAUGGUCAUGCCUACCAGUUUGCACCUCACCCAGGCCAGUUUGCCCAUUUGGCCACAUAGGACGAGUUCUCGCCCGCCGAGCUCGGGGCACAUGCGGUCCGGUUUCCGGGUAUGUAUGGCGAACAGAAUUUCUAAAGGCUUUCAAAUAAAUACGCGUCUCAUUCGUUGAUUACCAACAACGAUUGAGAUGAUUGUGCUUCACUUCUUGCUAGGCACUAGAUCGAUUUGUCACUCUGUGAUCACCAAGUCUCCAACCAUCCAACUUUGGGAUUCAACUGUUGGUUUAGAGUUGAUCAUUUGCUCCGGCUGUGCUCAGCCAUCAAAUAAUCAAUAGCUUUACUCUUUAUAUCCUCGUGUUGGAUGAACCUGUGAUAUUUCUUCUAGUCCUACUCUAGUCAAAUGACUAACAGUGAAGAUGAACGAAAAGCCAAACUGAAUAAAUUUAUUCGAGAAAUUCUGAUACAGUUUUAUCACUGUCGCUGUUCACCUGAUUAUUAUACUUGAGACUGGACUGCGCUCCGAGAUGAUCCUCAAUUAAUGCUGUGCAUUUUACAUUAAAUUAAAUGACGAUAUACAAAGAUUUUGAAUUAAAAGAAAAUGCAUUUGCCGGGGAUCUGACUCAGCGGGCGAGAUUAAUGAAUCUCAUUAGUUAUUAGGAACAUAGAUAUUAGGGGCUGUCUUGAUUGAUUGAUGAUACAGUCACAUCGAGCUGCUGAUUAUGGAUACAAAUGAAAAUCAAAGGUACUUAUGUCUUCAACUUUCGGGUCUAGACAACAUACUCGAUGGAUAAAUUUCAUACCUCUCGAUUGUUCCAAAAAUUUUUAUCUCAAAAAUCUGUACAUCUGACGAACGAUUGUAAACAAUAUAUUGCAUCAUCAUAAAUCCUCAAAGAUGUGAAGACGAUGCUGCAGGAGAACAACUGAAGACAGGAGAAUUACAACGACAAGACAAAAGAGAGCAAGUGACGUAAAUUUUGGGAAAGAAAAUUGAAAAGUAGUCGAAAGUAGGACAAUUCUUCAUAUUUUUCAUCCUCAGAAUUUUUCUGAAUCGUUUUUUUCUCAACUUGAGAGAACAGAACGGAUCGAGACAGCAGAAAUUCACAGAUUCUCUUGUUUUGUCUUGUCUUACUUUAUCUCGUCUCAACUUGUCUUCUGGCAUCCUUAUGAACCCAGUUAUUCGUCUGAUCCAGAACACGAAAAUCGUCUUUGACUCAUAGUAUUUAAGAUUGCCUGCUAAUGCUCAAAGUGUUCUUGGCCAAAAAAAUCAAUGAAUUAACCAGGGGGCAUAAAAAUUACAUAAAUCGAUUGUGUCGACGCUAUGUUCAUUGUAAAUACUGUACACGUGAUUGUUUUUCGUGAUGCUACUGUCAAAAAAAAAUUGAGGACGAGAAUGAAAACGUUAGCAAAGGGACUAUUUAUGAAAAUUUAAGUUGACCGGAUGCGCCUGUGCUUCCUUGUUGCACAUCGUUGAGGCAAGAGAGUCAACCUGAGAUGGAAGAACAUUCAUUGGAUGAUUAAUUAGCGAGUGGGUUGUUAGGCAGGUGUGUUUACUUGCACAUGCAUCCGUGCAUAAUUCGAUGUAAUAUCUUGUGAUAUGGGGUGAACUUAAAUGGAUACGUAAUAAUUAAGUAAAUAAUGAAAUGCGUCACUCUGUGUUUAGUUAUGAUUGACUGAUUGAUUAAUUGAUUGAUUGAGUGAUUGAUUGAUGUAAAUUGUAAAACGAGGCUCUUGCAGUACGAGGAAGCAAAUUCGGAAGCAUACAGGGAUUAACGUGUAUACGAUUUUAACGAGUUAGAGUGAAAACAAAAUUUUAAGACGAUAUUUGUACAUAUUUAUUGAUUAUAAACUGAGUGAGGACAAUGUCGAUUAAAUUGACAGUCGAAAACGAGGAAAAUUUAUCAACUGAAUUAGUGAAUAAAAUUGUCCUUUAGUUUUGUCAUGAAAUCGAAAUUGUUCAUCGAUUUCUCCUGUCACGAAAGUCGUAUUUAAUAACUGAUUAACGAUUAUUAUUAUUAAAAUAUUAUAUAAUUAUUGAAAUUAUGAAUUAUUAUUGUCAUUAUGAUUAUAUUGAGAAUGAGCCUGUUGAUGAUUGACUUGGUCCAGUGUUAAUAUUGUAUUUUAUUUGUUUCGUUAUGGUUUUUUUCUUUUUUUUUGUUGUUUUCAAACGCCGCGUGUCGUGAUACACGCUCCGUACCUACGCGAUUAAAUGCCGUAAAAUUAUGAAAAUUAUAAUUCGUCUUUGUGUGUUCUGUUCUGUUCACUAAUAAAAUAUCUUUUACCCAGUGGCGAGCCAAAUAUAUAUUUCUCAUGUUGCGCAGUUCUGAGAGAGAUUCAUAUUAUUUUGUUAUCGAAUGUGAAUUGUUUUCUUAUUUUUUCUUUCUGAAAAUUCGUAUAGAAAUUUGUAGAAAUCAAUGACCUCCAUAUUUUCCUCCUUGCCAGUAUGAAAAGAAAAUUUAUAGAAAAUGAAACAAAACUUCCCUUAAAUUAAGCUCAAAGUAUUACGUUCGCGUAGCGUUUUUUCUGAUGAAAUGUUACUUCAUUCCAUGUAAUAUACAUAAAUAGUCUAGCUAAAGGGAAAUUAAAUGAAAAAAAAAUACCUACUUACUGCAAAAUACGUAAACCUAGAGCACCGUACACGUGUAAGAAUCGUAUAAUUAUAUAUAAUUUAAAUUGUAAUUAUUAAAUGGUACCUAUGACGUAAAAUGAAAAAAAAACAGACAAAAAAUUA
This is a messenger RNA of Diachasmimorpha longicaudata, 4626 nucleotides long. It is a transcript of the gene Scr, whose product is annotated as homeotic protein Sex combs reduced. Gene Ontology annotation, biological process: positive regulation of transcription by RNA polymerase II; anterior/posterior pattern specification. Bases 838 to 1959 code for a protein of 373 amino acids. The record is from RefSeq and is a predicted model, not a curated record. Gene Ontology annotation, molecular function: DNA-binding transcription factor activity, RNA polymerase II-specific; RNA polymerase II cis-regulatory region sequence-specific DNA binding. Lineage: Eukaryota; Metazoa; Arthropoda; Insecta; Hymenoptera; Braconidae. Gene Ontology annotation, cellular component: nucleoplasm; nucleus. The transcript is spliced from 2 exons.